Messenger RNA from Chenopodium quinoa (quinoa), 4010 nucleotides. RefSeq names its product ribonuclease E/G-like protein, chloroplastic. Gene Ontology annotation, cellular component: cytoplasm. Gene Ontology annotation, biological process: rRNA processing. The transcript has 12 exons. The record is from RefSeq and is a predicted model, not a curated record. The coding region runs from base 536 to 3370 and encodes 944 amino acids. Lineage: Eukaryota; Viridiplantae; Streptophyta; Magnoliopsida; Caryophyllales; Amaranthaceae. Gene Ontology annotation, molecular function: RNA binding; RNA nuclease activity.
GCAAAAGUAAAUAUCGCCGCUCAGAAUCUCAUGCUCGAUUAGACAUUUCACUGCGUAUUUAACAUAUCGAGUAAACACUGUUUAUGCAAGGGUACUAUAAAUCCCCGCAUAAUCUAAAGGAAAUAUACACAACAAUUAUCGGAGUAUCUAAAAGCUUUCUUUUGAUCUCUUUGAAAUCCUUUGCGGUAAGAUAUUAGAUUUUUUUUAAAAGGAAUAAGUUACCAGUUAAUUCAAAUAAAUAGAAAAAGGGAAAAGAAAUAAAAAAAAAAUUGAAAUACUACGUAUAAAAAAAAAAAAAAACCAAUCAUCUAUUGUUUAUCUUCUCCACUGAAUUCCUAAUCCUUGACCAUCCCCUGGCCUUGUCAAUUAGCAACUCUAGAGCUAGAACUAAGCUUUCCCUCACUGCCCCACCGCACCCCUUCAACCUCAACCAACAGCCCACACACCGCAACUCUGCAGCCUGCACCACCGCCACACCUUCCCGGUGACUCGCCUGCAGUCCGCCGGAGCCCGGAGUCCUGCACAUUUCUUCUUCAUGGUUUGUCCAGUGAAUUGUCAUUACAAUUGUUUUAUAAGAGACGGUAGAUGGACCUGUUAUGAUGCAAUCUCGAGGGUGAAACCUCGAUUUCCUUUGUCAAAUAAUGUACAUGAAAGACAUUAUGGGGUGAAUUUGGCAAGAUUUUACAAGACAAGGCUUAACCCUCAUUUACAAGGUUCAUUAAUUCAGGAACAACACCUUCCUGUCCAGUCUUCAGUAACUGCUUUUUUUAAAGAUAAAGAAGACAUUGUGGAAUACUUUGACAGUGAUUCCUUACGAGAAAAGCCCUUUUUAGAUGAUCUUAUAGUUACCAAUGGAUACUAUAUUCGAAGUGAAGACUCGGAUAGUCUUAAUGAUGAAGAGACCAACUUUACUGAAAGGAAUCAACCUUUGGAGGAGCCCUGGUUCAUGCGGCCAUGUGCUAUCUCUCAAUAUGCGGAAAAAGACUUCAAUGCUCAUAUUGAUUCCUUUGAUCGAGAAGGAACUUUGAAAAACUUUCCAAAUGAUCAUGUUAUGUCACAGUCAUUGUCUAAUAAUUUCAGAUACGGAGGUGAGCACUUCAUUGAAAGUGAAAAAAUGUAUCAUCAAGUUGAUGGCGACUUCAGUUCUACCUGGUCUUUCUCUGAGAGGGACCAUCCUGUUGAGGAUCCUUGGCUCUUAUAUCCAAUUCCCGAUUUUUCAGAAACUAGUGUCAUCCCAGUUGCUGAAACUCCCAUCAUUGAGGAGCCUACUGAAGAUGAGGCACGUCUUCAAGAACUGCAGGAACAACACCAAAUUAUUUCAGAAAAGCUGCUUUCUGGAACAGAAAGUAAUCUGCUUCCACCAGUGGGUUUAGUUUCUACUGAGAUAUUAAUCAACUGCUCUAUCUGUACCAUGCAAAGGAUAGCUGUACUUGAAGAUGGAAAUCUAGUUGAGUUGUUAUUAGAACCUGUCAAAAGUAAUGUGCAAUGUGAUAGUGUUUACCUGGGGGUAAUUACAAAACUUGUUCCUCAUAUGGGUGGUGCAUUUGUAAAUAUAGGGAGUUCCAGACCCUCUCUUAUGGACAUUAAGCAUUAUAAGGAACCUUUUAUAUUUCCACUCUUUGAUACUUCAAAGGAAAAUGAUGUGACUUGCCCUCCAUCAUCCGUGCUUGAGAAGAACUUAGACAUCAGUCAUUUUAAACAAGCAUUUUUGGAAGAAGAUGAUGAACUUGCUGAUGAUGAUGUGGAGGUUGAUUUUGAGGAUGAAGAAUUUGAGGGACAUGUGAAUGAAGAUACUAUGGAUUUCGAUGAAGUUCAAACGGGAAAUCUUAUUCAGGUUAACAGUAAUGGAACUGGCUCAAAUCUUGGGAACUUAGAAUAUCAGCUGGAUGGGAAUGGGAACCAUUUAAAAAUUCAAACUGAUUCCCAUCAUUCAGUGGUGAAAAAACAUAGGAGCACCAAUGACAUCCACAGUGCAGAAGAAAUGUGGGCUAAUGUUCGCAAAGGCACUAAGAUACUUGUGCAAGUUGUAAAAGAGGGGUUGGGUAAAAAAGGUCCGACAUUGACUGCUUAUCCAAAGCUUAGGAGCAGAUUCUGGGUAUUGAUCACCCGGUGCAAGAGUAUUGGAGUAUCAAAGAAAAUUUCUGGGGUCGAACGCACACGCUUGAGAGUCAUAGCAAAAUCUUUGCAGCCCCCCGGUUUUGGUGUGACCAUCCGAACUGUUGCUGCUGGUCAUUCUGUGGAAGAAUUACGAAAGGACUUGGAAGGGUUGCUUGCAACAUGGAGAAAUAUUGUUGAACAUGCAAAAUCUGCAGCACUUGCAGCAGAUGAAGGUGUUGAAGGUGCUGUACCUGUUAUUUUGCACCAAGCAAUGGGGCAGACACUAUCUGUUGUCCAGGAUUAUUUUAAUGAGAAGGUUAAGAGAAUGGUAGUAGACUCCCCAAGGACAUACCAUGAGGUGACCAAUUAUCUGCAGGAUAUUGCUCCGGAGCUCUGUGAUAGAGUCGAGCUACACAGGAAAAAUGUUCCUUUGUUUGAUGAAUUCAACAUUGAAGAGGAGAUCAAUAAUAUUCUUAAUAAAAGGGUCGCUCUUCCAAAUGGAGGAUCUUUGGUAAUCGAACAAACUGAAGCUUUAGUCUCUAUUGAUGUGAAUGGAGGACAUGGGAUGUUUGGUCAAGGGGCUUCACAAGAGAAAGCUAUUGUUGAUGUCAACCUUGCUGCCGCAAAACAAAUUGCUAGGGAAUUACGUCUCAGGGAUAUUGGUGGCAUCAUCGUGGUAGAUUUUAUUGAUAUGAUGGAUGAUUCAAAUAAAAGAUUAGUUUAUGAAGAAGUGAAGAAAGCAGUCGAGAGGGACCGCUCAAUCGUUAAGGUUUCUGAAUUGUCCAAGCAUGGACUUAUGGAGAUUACCAGAAAGAGGGUACGCCCUAGUGUGACAUUUAUGGUAAGUGAACCAUGCACUUGCUGUCAUGGUACUGGGAGAAUUGAGGCUCUAGAAACUUCCUUCUCAAAGAUUGAGCAUGAAAUAUGCCGCUUGCUAGCAACAGUGGGCCAGAAAGCUGAUCCUGAGAACCCGAAGUCCUGGCCCAGAUUGCUGUUGAGAGUUGAUAGUUACAUGUCCGACUAUUUGACAUCAGGGAAAAGGACAAGACUAGCAACUUUGAGUAGCUCUUUGAAAGUUUGGAUUCUUUUAAAGGUAGCAAGAAACUUUGCGAGGGGUGCAUUUGAGGUCCGACUACUUGCUGAGGAAAAGGGAAUUACUAACCAGCAACAAGUUGGUGUGACCACUCAAUCAGCUGAAGCUGCUACAAUUAUACCCACCAAGAGAACUAAGUUGUUCCCUGUGAAGAGAUGGAAGGCAGGAAGAAAAUUAUGACCAUGAAUUUUUAUCGAAGCUGUUCUCUGUUUAAAGGUGAAAGAUGAGAAGGAAAAAAAAGCCUAGAGAAAUAACUUGAGAUUAAAAUAAUAUCCAAUGAACAUCAAAGAACAUCAAAUUUUGGUGAAAGAAGAUUUUGCAAAUGAUGAGUAGCUAUUGCAGGUGUGAUGAACUCAAGUAGGCAAGACAAGUGAAAUAACUGAGGAAAUUAAAACCUCUCCUGUUGUUUCACUUGUCUGCCCUUUCAGGUUUUAUAUGAGAUUUUAGCCAACAUAUUUGAAUUUGUAGCUUCGCGAAGAUCAGAGCAGCCAAUAAUUCUUAAAUAACUGCUACAAGUCCAAGCUAAAGCUUGAUUUUGAGUUAUGUACUGAAACCAUGUAAUAAACGGCAUGUAUAGAGUGGCUCACUGGUUGCCUUGAUUUUGUUGUUUACGUGUAAAUUAAUGUAAUUUUCGAACUAAAAUAAUAGUUAGGGUUUAGAUUUUGGUCUAAAGAAUAUCUGGUUUUGUAGAUGACUAAUUUCGGCUUGCCUAAGAAUUCUUUCAUUAGUUUGUGACUUGCCUAAGUAUGAACUGUAACAUAAUACUUCAGCUAUUAGAAAGGUUACACCAAAUCUAAUGCGGAGUGAAGCUUUGUUUGUG